Messenger RNA from Marasmius oreades (fairy-ring Marasmius), 1218 nucleotides. RefSeq lists its product as uncharacterized. The record is from RefSeq and is a predicted model, not a curated record. Lineage: Eukaryota; Fungi; Basidiomycota; Agaricomycetes; Agaricales; Marasmiaceae. Bases 45 to 857 code for a protein of 270 amino acids. Gene Ontology annotation, cellular component: U1 snRNP. Gene Ontology annotation, biological process: mRNA splicing, via spliceosome. Gene Ontology annotation, molecular function: U1 snRNA binding. The transcript has 7 exons.
CGCGUGAAUCCUCCAUACACCCAAGCAGCCCAUAAUUUCCACAGAUGGAUGAAGUAUCGGCACCUUCAUUACUUGCGGAUGGAGUUCCUGGCGUAGGAUCCUCUACGGCCACAACUACCGUACCUGUAGCUCCUCAAACAGGAACAGAGCCCCCUGCACAGCCGGAGCAGAUAUCCGAAACGUUGUACAUCCAAAACUUGAAUGAGAAGAUCAAGAUCGAUGUUCUCAAAGCGUCUCUUCGUGGUCUGUUCAAAUCAUACGGUGAAGUUCUCGACGUGGUGGCACAUAAAAACAUUCGGAUGAGAGGACAAGCAUUUGUGUCGUUUGCUGAUGCGGAUGUGGCGAAAAAAGCAAUGAUGGAGGUCAAAGGCUUUCCGUUGUACUCGAAACCUAUGCAAAUAUCAUUUGCGAAAACAAGAUCAGACGCCGUAGUCAAGAAAUUAGAUAGCGAGCAUUUUGAUGAACAUAAAACGCGAAGACAGGAACAUAAGCAGAAGACGCGGUACACAAACCCUUUGAAACAGAAAUUUAAAGCGAAGAGAAUGGCUAAUGAGAUUGACGGCGGCGCUGUAGCACCAGCACCAAAACGACCUAAUGUACAAAUGCCCGACGAAUACCUACCCCCGAACAAAAUCCUGUUUCUACAAAAUCUUCCAGAGACCGUCACCAAAGAUCAGCUUAUGGGGUUGUUCUCCCAAUACCCGAACCUCCACGAAGUUCGUCUCAUUCCAACCAAGAAAGACAUCGCCUUCGUGGAGUACAUGGACGACGCCAGUUCCACAGUGGCGAAGGAUGCGCUGCACAACUACAAGUUGGAUGGAGAACACAAGAUCAAGAUCACAUUUGCCAGAAAGUAGUUUCGGUCGUCGUUUCUAUCUCUGGAUCCAAUGUAUUCCUUGUGUAGCUCAUGUGUGUAUCUAUUUUCCUUCAUGUCCACGAUCUCAGCGUCUUUUAUCAGUUGUUUGCUACCUGAAUGCUUGGUGACUCACUGCGGUGUAGAUGCGAACCGUUCAGAAAUUGGCAGACAGUCAUCAGGGGAGCAGCAUACUCAAACUCUUUCCACCAGCAUUAGUACCGUUACGAAGCAGCACGACAAUAUCAUGACAUCUGUAGUAUCGAUUGUAUUGUAAUAAGCAGUUUUCUAUCGGAAGGACGUGUUCCGGCCAUUCGAGUGAGCUCCCGGAUGUUCGUUCGUUCUGACUGUCACGUCAGCCCGAC